GCAGGUAGAGUACGGAUCGCCGUUGACUCGCGCUCACUUGAAGCAGUGUCUCCUGUCUCUGCCCGAUGAUCCGCAAUGGAACUCCCUCAUAUGCGUGUGCGUGCUAUUGGGCGUCAUCAUCGUUACUCUGGAUAUGGAGCGGCACAGCAUCGUGGACCUGUUCGACACUUGUUACAACAUAUUCUACGCUGCCCACGUGCUGGCGCUGGCGUACAACUUUGUGUCUGAUCCCACGACGAGGCUAGAUGUGUGCACUGCAUUGGGGUACCUCAUCGAUAUAUUCACGUUCAGCCAUCACUUCGUGGACGACCCCAAGACCUACGUGUACAAGCUGAUCUGUUACUAUUUGCGAUUCCACAGACCUUACAAGUAUUUGUGGACAUUAGACAACUAUCAUCUGAAGGGGAGCGUGGUCGGCACAGCUCUGAAGUACUUUUACCUAUUCCUGGUGCUGCGAGUCACUUGGGUUGUUAUUUGGCUUCACGUCGAGGAGUUGGAAACCGAUCACGUCCACUCCUACAAGCCCGAGCCCCACCGCCCUGACGUCACGGAUGAGGAGAACCAGAUCACCAGCAGAUUCCUCAUCGCACUUUACAUCGUCAACAAGAUGUUUAUACCUAUUGGACCUUCGACGUCACCAGUGAAUGACUACGAGCGCAUGGCGUUCCUCCUGGUGAUGGUGACCGGCUGCCUGGUGGUGACAGGCGCGGCGGUGGCGUCCUUGUCGCUGGUCAUCAGCGUCUACAUGAGCCCCGAGGAGACCUUCCGCACCAGAUACAGGCUCAUCAUGAAGGAAAUGGAAUCAUCCAAUGUGCCACCAACCUUACGCGAUAAAGUCGAGACCUUUUACAAGAUGUACUGGCACAAGCAGAGAGCUGUAUCCGCCACUCGGCUGAUGCCAAUCUUCCCACCUUCACUAUCGAACACUAUCUACACGGACAUCUAUUUUAAGGCUACGCAGAGGUGCCGGAUUCUUCGUGACCUUUCCUACGAGUUUUUAGCAGAACUGGCUAAGAAUAUGGAGACAAUUCAUUAUAUCCCUGGAGAUGCAAUUAUAAAGAGGAAUGAUAUUAAGUCUUCCAUUAUAUACAUUACUUAUGGUGAUAUUGAGAUGUUGACAGCAGAGGACGACAGCACAGCAAUGCUUCGUAUGAUCCGAGGUACCAUCCUAUCUCAAUACGCGGGUUGUCCCGUGGCGGGCUGCGGGCAAGCUCACGUGGAAAUCCGAGCAGCAACCUACUGCACCGCCCACGUGUUACGGUAUCUCGACUUGUGGAAGACGGUUAUUAAGUACGGUAGAGAAAAUGGACAAGGAGCGAUUGUUUUGGCUACUUUUUAUGAGCAUUUUGAAAAAGUGAAGAGACAUUACUCCUAUCGAUUGCCUGAAGAAGCCAAAUAUAAGAGUAGUAUACUUCAUUUUAAACGGAAUUUAAUGUACAUCAAAGAGUCGAAGGACGCUGCUGGGAAUCAACAACUGGCCGAAACUGAUGUCAUGAUUGAUAUAGCUGGAAGUUAUAUAAUGCGAAACAGAGCAGAUUCAUCAUUAACCGACGAAGCAGAUGCCAUCUGCCUGCGACCUACGUUCCCCUGCAUCUUGCAACCUAACUCCUCACUGCAAGUUGUCUGGAACACCUUUGUCUCCUGCCUCAUCAUCACUGUUUGCAUAACGCAUCCUUACUUUAUGGUGUACAAAAGAAAUGUUUCACUGGGAUUCAGAUUUUACGAUUACAUCGUGACUGUCAUUUAUAUUGUUGAUCUGUUUGUGUAUCUGUCCACUGGAGCUAAUGUUGAAGAUGGUGUGCCCAUAACGCUGGCGCAGACGUCGUCCCAGCAGGUGCGCAGCAAGUGGUUCGUGCUCGAUGUGUUGGGCACGUUGCCUAUCUUUGAGUUCGUCGGCGAUCGACACUUCGCUGGCAUCAAUAAACUUUUAAGAUUACCAAAGGUAUUUCGAGUGCUCAAGGUAGUUGAAGAUGAGUGCGUCUACUACAGUAAUAUUUUGCGAUUCUUCUCAUAUUCUCUGCUCCUGUUGAUGUCUUGUUAUCUGUUGGCUGCUUUGCAACAAGGCUUUAUGUGCUUUAAGUUUGGUCACUGUCUUGUAACGAAUUUCACUCACCCGCCGUACUGGACUAAUCAAAGCUUGGAUGACGAGACAGUGGAUAUGAGACUGGCGUUUGGACUGUAUUGGGCUAUUUCUAUAAUCUCUUUUACGUCUCACAUAGAGACGUGGGGUUCCCUGAACUUGAACCAUGUGGUGUACACGAUUUUUGUUCUGGAGAUAUGUACAGUAUUAUACAUAUUCAUAGAGGCCGUGUACUCUGCCACUAUCAUGGUGACCACUGCUCUGAGAGAGGAUUACGACUCAUGUAUCGAGAACGUAUCAAAGUUUCUGGUCACCCACGACGUGGAUCCGAUAUUGAGAGAGCGUUUUUUGGGAUAUCUGCAACUGUGCUGGUUUACUGACAAGGGAUAUUCAAUGACUAACAAACGGCGGUCGAUAUUCUACGAUCUUCCACCACACGUGUACCAGGACAUCGUAGCGAGGGAGAGAAGCAAGUUCAUUCUUGGCGUGGCUUUUAUGAAGUUACUUCACAAGGAGGACUUGAAGAAUAUAUCAUCAAAGGCGAUACUUUUCUGCACGUCACCCAACGAGAUUCUGCUGAACACGGGGGACAUGUGUAACGAGAUCUACAUUAUCAAAAAAGGAAUAUGUGAGAUAUUAAGCCCUGACACUAAAGGUGUGGUCGCAGUGCUAAAUGCAAGAAGCAAUUUUGGAGUUCUCGAAUGUCUAUUGCGUAUUCCAACGUUCUACACGGUGCGCGCGGUCACGCAUGUAGAGAUAUUCACUAUAUCCAGGAAACAUUUAGUGAACGCCAUCGAUAUCCCGCAAAUCAAAGAGGCCAUUGACUUCUGUAAAGAGCAACCGCAAUACUCUCGUCUCCAAAAACGUCGGGAGCCGUUCACCUCGUACCAGCCGCCGGAGCCGACACCCAACAUGGCAAAGUUCCGCUACCCGAGGAAGUAUGAGCAAGACAACGCCUUCUUGCAGCCCUUCCAUAGACUUGGCAUAUUCUCUGUACUGAGAUACAUCUUCCCCCGGUUCACCAUUCGUCCGGACGGCCGCUACCUGGUCCGCAUGGAGUGGCUUCGGGCAAGCUGCGCCUUUCUGUCCGCUAUGCUGUACCCCGGCUACAGUCAUUUGGUGCUGCAGUGGCCUGCUCUGCAGCUCUUGGCAUGGCUCCUUGACCUCACUGCCUACUGCGAUAUAUUACAGAGGAUGCUAGUAGGCUACUACAACGAGCGCAGGAUCCUGGUGUACCACCCCGCCAGCACGGCGGCGCACUACAUCAGGGGCGCUUUCUUGGCGGACCUGUUCGGCUGUCUGCCGUUGGAGAGACUGGAAUCUUCUUGGAAGGAGACUUUUCAAAGCAGAUACAGAGAAGCUCCGAUGAAGCAGUUUCUGAUGCUCAACCGCCUCACACAGCUGUACCGGGUGCCGAGCGCUCUCCUCGGCCUGGACGGACUCGUUCGACGGGACCUGUUGCUGGUUAUACGCGCAUUUCCGUUAUUCCUGGCCGUGUUGAACGUUCUCACAUGUUUCGUGGUGCACGCCUCCGUCGAUAUAUUCUUUACGGUUGAUGGCGGGAGUAACUCGUGGUACAUCGUGCCUAAAGACGACAAAGGUGGUUCUUGGAUCACGCUUUUCCACGAAGCUUAUCGUUUCAAUAUGACGGAAUCGCCGUGGAACCUGCACUUGGGCUCGCUGUUCUGGGUGGUGUAUGAGACCACCACCACCGGCUACAAUACUUUCAAGCCCACCAACAUCAAUAUAAUGCGUGUGCUCAUCACUGGAAUGAUUAUUGGUAUAUUAAUCACUACAUAUUUUUCCGUAAGGAUCAUUAGUGUCCGAUCCAACGUCAACAAAGCGCUCGCCUCGUACCAAGAUCACAUGAAAGAUAUAUCCGUGUUCAUGAAGAAAGAAAAACUUAAUCCACAAUUACAAAAGCAAGUCAAUGCGUACUACGAAUAUAACUGGGACAAAACGGGUGGCAUAGACUACAGGAAUAUUCUAAAACUAUGCUCCCAGAUCACGUUGCGAACUGAUGCUAUUCUACACAUCUAUGGAUCUACUUUUACUAAGUGUCCAAUCUUGGAGCAGUGCGACACUUCGCUCUUACGUAUAAUCGGGCGAGCGGUCCGCAGUUUCUAUUUCCUAAAGGACACGACGAUCAUAGAAGAGGACGACGUUAUAUCUGACAUAUAUUUCGUUGAUCGCGGUCGUGUUGAAGUUAAAGAGAGUGAUGAUGAAAGCGUUACACUUAUGACGGGGAGUAUGUUUGGAAAUUUGGACGAAGCUUCGACCAUCCGAUACCCCAAGUCGAUCAGGAGCACCAGCCAAGUGCAUUUGCUGCAAAUAAACUCGCGGGUGUUUCUCAGUAUCAUUAGCGAGUUUCCUGCUGUUAUGAAACUCUUGAAGUCUUAUCGGCCAUUUAAUGAGGAAUACAUAGAAAGCGGAUCCUUAACACAGUUAAAUAUCAUGGAUCGUUCAACCGCAUCGUCGAUAAUAUUGCACAGUAAAAAAGUUAUUCCUUCCUUCAAUAUCAAACACUCCAUAAUCGAAAACUGCCUGGGCAUAGUUAGCGUAUUGUCUAUCGAUUCGGAAAUUUAUAACACCGGCUUUCAAAUCAAUAAUUUUACUUAUAUCAUAUAUUUGUACGUUUUGGAUUUCUGUUUCCUCUGGAAGUUCUUUUUUCAAUAUUUUGUGCUGCCACAUAACACAGACAUCAACGAAGAUAAUGUGAAAUAUUCCAAAAAGUUACGGGAAAAGUAAGACAUUAUAUUGUUUAUUAUCUCACCAAUGGGGAUGAUGACUAGGUUUGAAUAUAUGAGACAUUCGGGUAAGGUUUAAUUCAUUAAUUAAAUUAACUAAUUAAUAGGUAUGUAAAAAACAAAGAUUAACUGGACGUUUGCAAAAUAAAUAGGAUUAUUAAAUUUCCUAAUCUACUAAAAAUCUUUUAUCGUAAUUUAAUAAAAGUUCUUCUUCUCUUUCUUUACAUUAACCGUGACAUUUUUCAAUAUUGAAAAAUUGCUUUACUCCUAAUUUAUAUACAAUUUAAGAAACUGCCAUCAUCCCUAUCCCUAUUAUGAAUUCAUUCCUAAAUCCUGGAAGAUUGCAAAUGUACAACCCGUACCAAAGAAAGGAAGUCGUGCCGACCCAUCAAACUAUAGGCCUAUCUCAAUCACCUCAAUCUUGUGUAAGAGCAUGGAAAGAAUAAUAAAUACCAGGCUCUUAGCAUACCUUGAGUGUCAUGAUCUUCUCUCAGACAGCCAGUAUGGUUUUCGCCAUAAUAGGUCUGCUGGUGAUUUGCUCGUGUAUGCAACUCAUGUUUGGGGUGAGGCAAUUGAUGAGCACGGAGAGGCACUUGCUGUCUCUCUCGACAUAUCUAAGGCAUUUGACAGGGUCUGGCACGAUAGCCUCAUUAGUAAGCUUCCAGCGUAUGGACUUCCACCGAGCUUGUGUGACUGGAUAUCCGACUUUUUGAGUGAACGAUCCUUCCGAGUGGUUACUGAUGGCUGCUCAUCGGAUCUAAUGGCUAUUAACGCUGGAGUUCCUCAAGGGUCGGUACUUUCCGCUACUCUUUUUUUACUGCAUAUUAAUGACCUGCUGAAACCUGGAACCCUUGGUUAUGCAGAUGACAGUACAGUAACGGAAAGAUAUUUAUCCGGACCGCGCGCCGGUGGAACUGAAACUAACGAACUCAGGGAGGCGAUGGUUUCUCGAUUGAACUCUACCCUAAAGGAAGUCUCCGAAUGGGGCGACGCUAAUUUAGUUCAGUUCAAUGCAACCAAAACGCAGGCAUGUCUACUGACGGCAAAACGGACUCCUUUUCCAUUUACACCUACAUUCAGAAAUGUAUCCUUGCCUAUCACUGACCACAUCGAUCUCCUGGGUGUCGAUAUUUCGGCUAACAUCAACUUUGGGCGGUCCAUAGAAUCUAAAGCCAAAACCGCGGCCAAAAAACUUGGAAUACUCCGUAAGGUUAAGCAGUACUUCUCCUCACAGCAAUUACUUACUCUAUACCAGGCCCAAGUCCGGUCUUGCAUGGAGUACUGCAGCCAUCUUUUUGACGGCUCAGCCAAAUACCAAUUGGCUGCUUUGGAUGCUGUGGAUCGCCGAGCCAGGAGACUCAUUGGCACAGAUUCACCGCUUUUGACCAAACUCCAGACCCUUGAGCAUCGGCGGAAAGUUGCCAGUCUAUCGGUGUUUUAUAGGAUAUAUUUUGGAGAAUGUGCUAAGGAGCUAUUCGAUGUCAUACCACCUUCGCCUUUUUACCAUCGCACCGCAAGACAUCGGGUGGGUUUUCAUCCCUAUAUUGUAGAUGUCCCUAGGACCCGUACAAAACGCUUUGCGUCUUCUUUUCUCAUACGCACAGCUAAGGUUUGGAAUACCCUUCCCAAGUCUGUGUUUCCUGAAUAUUAUAACUUGGGUAUCUUCAAAACAAGAGUGAAUAGGCACCUUCUAGGCAAGCGUGUCCCAUCUUAGACUGUAUCUACACUUACCAUCAGGUUAGAUCAUGGUCAAACGCGAGCCUAUUUGCAUUAAAAAAAAAAAAAAAAAAAUUCAUUAUUAAAAUCCCAUAUAUAAUUAUACAAGGUGUCCCGUAAAUAAUACGUCAUUCUCUACACCUAGCUGACAUCUAAGCCUACUAAAAUAACGCAAUAUAAUAUGUUAGCCAAAAUUUUACAGUUUUUAUGUUAAAUUGAUUUUUCUACAAAAUACAAGAACCACUACCCUCAGUGCAAUAUAGUCGUACUAUGUGGAUACGAUUUUUACAUAAUCAACCCCUUUAGGAACGAAAAUAGCAGUUAUAUAUAGUUUCAUGUUCUUCCCGGAAUCCCAACUGAUGGAGUGGAAUUGCUUCCGGUAGAUGGCUGCACAUUCUGUUCAGCAAAAUUUUCUCCAGGAGUUUACCUAGUACCUGUAGAAGGCUUAUUGGUCUGUAUGAGCCGGCAUCAUGGUAGUCUUUAUCUGAAUUUGGUAUCAUUAAAAGCUGUGAAAUUUUCCACUGUGAUGCUAAUAUUCCUAGUCUCGGGCUGGUAUUAUAGAUAGAUCAAAUAAGUAUUAUGCCUUGCCUUGCUUGCUUGAGCAGUUGUGCGUCAAUUGAAUCAUAUCCCGAUGAUUUCCCCUCUUCUAGUUUUAGAAUGUCAGUCUGAACUUCUUUGGGGCUAAUGUUUUUUAGAGGUAGACACAUUUGUAAUGGUGCGUUCAGGUAUUAACUUGGUUAUAAUGCGUUAUUUUAGUAGACCUUAAUGUCAGCUAUAGUCUAUAAAGUAUAUCGCACUACUUACGGUACAUCUUGUACGAGUAUAUUCUCCAAGAUAGAAGCUUUCAUUUGACUUACGUACCCUUUUAUUCUCACGAGUAUUAUAUGAUCUAAAAUAUGAGAACAACUUUCUGAUCUUCAAUUUGAUUCAUACUUCAUAAAUAGGUAAUUGCAAGUACUUACAUAUCUUGGAGACAAUAUAAUCAUUUACUUGUAUUUUGUUGUAUUAAACAUGUAAAGUAAACAUUUGUUUAUUUUAACACCGUCCAUGCUACAGUUACUUCUGCAGCAUGGACGAUGUU
Messenger RNA from Bicyclus anynana (squinting bush brown), 7624 nucleotides. RefSeq lists its product as uncharacterized. The record is from RefSeq and is a predicted model, not a curated record. Gene Ontology annotation, biological process: potassium ion transmembrane transport; membrane repolarization during action potential. The transcript has 32 exons. The coding region runs from base 134 to 4828 and encodes 1564 amino acids. NCBI's taxonomy places the organism in Eukaryota, Metazoa, Arthropoda, Insecta, Lepidoptera, Nymphalidae. Gene Ontology annotation, molecular function: inward rectifier potassium channel activity; protein-containing complex binding.